UGCAGUCUUCCGCCGGUGUCAAGGGCAUCGAAAACUUGCGCUAGCCGAACCUAGCAGUAGCUGUCCGCACGUGUAUAUUAAGAGGCUCGGUUAAGCUACAGUUUUCGGCGGAGACUCCGGUAGAAAUGGACGGGUUCGGUUCAGACUUCUCAGCCGGCGGAGCAGGAGGGAAAGUGGACACCGGAACCAUCAUGGAGCAGGUCAAGGUCCAGAUCGCGGUGGCUAACGCUCAGGAGCUGCUGCAGAGAAUGACAGACAAAUGCUUCAAGAAGUGCAUAGGUAAACCUGGGAGCACGCUGGACAACUCUGAGCAGAAAUGUAUCGCCAUGUGUAUGGACCGGUAUAUGGACGCCUGGAACACUGUGUCCCGAACGUACAACUCCAGACUACAGAGAGAAAGAGCUCGCAUGUGAGCACCCCUCUGUUCACCCCUUUUCCUCUCCCCUCCCUCGGGUUGCUGCUUACAGUGAGGAGGAGCACAGUGUUUCCACUGGAGGCCAGCAGCUGUGCACAGGUGUGUCCUGGCAGCUGCACACCACCAUCAUCAUCAUCAGAAUACCUCACGGACAGGCGAGCAGAGCCUGUGGACUCUAGCCAUAACAAUGUCUCUGUGGACAUUUUCACUUUGCUCUGAGGAAGAGUUCAGUAACAAAGUUUGAUUAUUUGUGUUUUUAUGUUAUGAGUAAUUAAUUUUCUGGUUAACAAGUGAACAUGCAUUGUAGAAAGCUGCGAUUUACACCUGCGUGUUUAAACACAUGUAGAUCGGGAGGAUUGAAAACUCUAAAUUUCCUGUUUGAGGGAAAGAAGUGUGAAUGUGUAUGUGCCAGCCCUGUGACUGACUGGUGAUCUGUCACAGGUGUUACUCUGUGUCUUGAGCAGUGCAUGCUGGGAUAUUUUAAGCUCUGUUUAUCCCUGAAAAGGAUUUUGAAAAUAAAUGUACUGUUGCAAUGUAGCAGUCUUAAAUCAGUCACCUGCAGCACUGUGGCUUUUGUUUUUGGAGUACUUAUACCAGUGUGGCUUCAAUGGAAACACAGACACCUUCCAACCAUCAAAUUACGGGGGAAUGUGUCUUGUGUUUAAAAAACCUGUAUAACUGGGACACCUGUCAGCAGGACUUGAGUCUCACCACUGUCAGCAGUGUGCCCAUAUUUGUUGCCCAUUCUUUUCAUUGUGUCUAUUCUCAGAGCGAGACUAAACAUUUGUGCCCAGAAAAUAAGCAGCACGACUGAAGCCCCUAAGGGACGACACAGGCUCUCCUUAACAUGCUUUUACUCUGAAAGACCUACUUAAAUUCAAAAGGAAGACUUGUGGAGCAACUUGGUGUUUUCACGACGGUGAACCUGACAUUCACAAGCCUCCAAACAGUCCUAUAUCAAAGUACGCCCGGGGAACAAAACUGUUUUGUCUGACCUGUUUUCUAGUUGUCACUCUAUCUGCCGCCCUCCACAGUAGUGGGCUUGUUUCAGCAGGGUCUGCCUUGCUGUACGCGAGGUACUGAACCUUUCUCAGCUUUAUGUGCACAGUUUGUCAGAAGUCUGGGAACCACAGUCUUUUUUUUUUCUCUCUAUCCUGCUGAGUUUAUGUAGGGGAAGUAAGAGCCACAGAAGCUUGUGAACAUUAUUUGCAGUGAUGAUUUUCAUGAUAAAUCAAUAAAUCUUGUCAAUCAGA
Molecule: messenger RNA, 1668 nt
Organism: Epinephelus fuscoguttatus (brown-marbled grouper)
Lineage: Eukaryota; Metazoa; Chordata; Actinopteri; Perciformes; Serranidae
Gene: timm13
Product: translocase of inner mitochondrial membrane 13 homolog (yeast)
Exons: 3
Coding region: 126-413 (95 amino acids)
Source: RefSeq, a predicted model, not a curated record